AUGCCUCCCCAGGGAAACGCCGUUCCGCAAGCCAGCCGGCUGAUGGACCUGUUCAGCCUCAAGGGCAAGGUCGUCGUCGUCACGGGCGCCUCGGGCCCCAGGGGCAUGGGCAUUGAAGCUGCCCGGGGGUGCGCUGAGAUGGGCGCCGACCUGGCCAUCACCUACUCGUCGAGGCGAAGCGGCGCCGAGACCAACCUCGCCGAGCUCACCGAGGAAUACGGCAUCAGAGUAAAGUGCUACAAGUGUGACGUUAGCGACUAUGCCGAUGUCCAGAAGCUGGUGGGCGAUGUCGUCAAGGAUUUUGGCAAGAUCGAUGCCUUCAUCGCAAAUGCCGGUGCCACGGCAGACUCGGGCGUCCUGGACGGCUCCAAGGACGACUGGGACCGAGUCAUCCACACCGACCUGAACGGCACGGCGUACUGCGCCAAGGCGGUCGGCGCUCAUUUCAAGGAGCGCGGCUGUGGCUCGUUCGUCAUCACCUCGUCCAUCUCGGGGCACAUCGCCAACUACCCCCAGGAGCAGACGUCGUACAAUGUUGCCAAAGCGGGCUGCAUCCACCUCGCGCGCUCGCUGGCCAAUGAGUGGCGCGGCUUUGCCCGAGUCAACAGCAUCUCGCCGGGCUACAUCGACACGGGCCUUUCCGACUUCGUCGACAAGGAGACGCAGCAUCUCUGGCACACCAUGAUUCCGUUGGGGCGCGACGGCCAGGCCAAGGAGCUGAAGGGCGCCUACGUUUACCUCGUCAGCGACGCCAGCAGCUACACGACUGGCGCCGAUAUGGUCAUUGAUGGUGGCUACACUUGCCGUUGA
This is a messenger RNA of Lasiosphaeria miniovina, 810 nucleotides long. RefSeq lists its product as uncharacterized. The transcript is spliced from 2 exons. Lineage: Eukaryota; Fungi; Ascomycota; Sordariomycetes; Sordariales; Lasiosphaeriaceae. Bases 1 to 810 code for a protein of 269 amino acids. The record is from RefSeq and is a predicted model, not a curated record. Gene Ontology annotation, cellular component: intracellular anatomical structure. Gene Ontology annotation, molecular function: oxidoreductase activity, acting on NAD(P)H, oxygen as acceptor.